This is a messenger RNA of Podarcis lilfordi (Lilford's wall lizard), 4168 nucleotides long. The record is from the annotation of a GenBank genome assembly. NCBI's taxonomy places the organism in Eukaryota, Metazoa, Chordata, Lepidosauria, Squamata, Lacertidae.
AUGGAUCUGAAUCAUGUCAUCCACACACAGAGAGAGCCCUGGAGAAGCCUUUCAGAAGAGGAGACUGAGAAGGUCCCAAGAAAGACACAGAAGAGCUCCUUCUCUCCCCUCGAAAGGCCAUUACAGGUCAGAGCUUGAUACUGGCCUCCACACACAGAUCAGCCCAACUUCAGCUGUACAUCCAAGAUGAGUCUGGGUGGAUUUAGCACCGUACCUUCAGUCUGUGCACCAAAGCACCCUGAAAAUAUAAAACUCUCAGAGAUGCUGCACCUAAGUUGGACAUGCUGGGCUAGCUGCAGACUGGAUGGCACAUUGGCAUUAAUGCUUUGGUAUUUAGCAGGUGCUUAGGCGCUUGGCUUUCCUUGGCUAUCCUCGUUCUGCUUGUCAUCAGCACCACCCACUCGCUGUCCCAGUAGACUAGCCCAUCUGUGCUCUUCUUCCAGACUGAAAAUGCUUCCAGACUGAGCACCUGGGCGGGAUGAGGCAGGGCGCAAUAACUGCAAGCAGCAGGUAUCUUCUUUCCAUGUCCUGAAGCCUCCAGGCCAUAUGAGGGCUUUAAUAAUGCAGAUUCGAAUGCAACAAAGAGCAGCCAGCUUUUCCCACCAAAGCAAGAACACUUUCUCUCCCCUGGGCUUUCUGCCUCAAUGUUAGCAGACAAAGGAUUAGGGAGCAGACCUUCUACUGAUGGAAAAGGGCCACCACCAAAUUCAACAUUCUGGGGGUUUCCAAACCACAGACUGGCUAUACUAAUUCAGCUCAGCUCCAACAUAGUCUCAAAAGAAGAAAUUGUUGCCUGGCCUUAGCGCCAAGGGAGAAAGGGAGGGCAGGUGUUGUGUGCCUGUGUGAGGCUGCGGCUAUGAAUAUGUUAGGGCAGCCAAUAAAGCUCUAAUACUCUCCAGGUUUAAGGUCUCAGUUAUUGGAAUUGAUUUUCUAACAUCUUGUUAAAGUGUUUGUGCAAGCUGCCUAGCCAGCUGCUCCUUCCUGUAGCCUUGUGCUGCUGGACACAGUAUCUCUAUAAUGGGCUCCUUUUGACCUUGUGGUAGGUAGUUAUGGACUUCACUGUGCCUCGUGAUGUGCUCAGGUAAACCCAGGCACAGGAACAAUGUCACUGCCCAUAAUACCAGCCUCGGCUGCCAAGGAAACAAGAGUCACAACAGGAGAGAGGGGAGGGGAGGUCAGUGACCAACAUGCUUAGGUGGGCUUCAGGGCUGCCUUUAGCAUUCAUCAACAGGGCAAAGGCAUCAACUCCUCCAAAGGGAGACUCUUGCUUUACAAUAUCUUUCUUGCUUCAGAAUAUGCUUGUUAGUCCCGUUCAUUCUGAAUAUGGGAAAUUCAGCAAAACCAACUUUUCCAAAAUACAGACAGGGCUGGGAAAGAAGGAUACCAAUAGUAUGGGAGAGAGAAUGAAUUCCUUUACAUCCUCCUCAGUAUUGCUACUGCUACUGGAAGCUCCAGGGUCAGCCUUUUUCAGGAUCAUUUCCCUUGUGAGGAGAUAGCACCAGAGACAUAUGCUUAUUUAUAAAGGUACAAGUUGAGCCUGGGGGAAGGAGGCAAGCACAGAGCGCUGAUCUUUAAUUCAGCAACAACUUCCUCAAAAGCAAACAGCAUUUCUUGGGAGAUCCAGGCCCGGCCUCUUCUGCCUUGCUGCUACAGUCCAUCUACUGAGUUGUCUUCAUUUUUAUUUUACUCUUACCCAAGCUGCCCCACCAAUCACCACAAGCUAAAUCAUUUUAGCUAUUAGCUAAACAAAAACCUACAUCACCUUAACCCUGGUGGUACCUUCCUGAUCUGUGGUAUACAGUGGUACCUUGGGUUAAGUACUUAAUUCGUUCCGAAGGUCCGUUCUUAACCUGAAACUGUUCUUAACCUGAAGCACCACUUUAGCUAAUGGGGCCUCCUGCUGCCGCCGCGCCGCCAGAGCAUGAUUUCUGUUCUCAUCCUGAAGCAAAGUUCUUAACCUGAAGCACCAUUUCUGGGUUAGCGGAGUCUGUAACCUGAAGCGUAUGUAACCUGAAGCGUAUGUAACCCAAGGUACCACUGUACAUAGGAAUCAUAGAAUCAUAGAGUUAAAGGAACCCCAGGGGUUAUCUGGUCCAACCCCCUGCAAUGUAAUAAUCUCAACUAAAGCAUCCUUGACAGAUGGCCAUCCAAUCUCUGCUUAAAAACCACGAAGGAAGGUGAGUACUCCACCUUCCAAGGAAGUCCAUGCCGCUCUUGAACAGCUCUUACUGUCAGAAAGUUCUUCCUGAUGUUUACUUGGAAUUUGAAGCCAUUGGUUCGAGUCCUACCCUCCAGAGCGGGAGAAAACAAUCCUGCUCCAUCUUCCAUGGGACAGCUCUUGAGAUAUUUGAAGAUGGCUAUCCUAUUUCCUCUCAGUCUCCUCUUUUCCAGACUAAACACACCCCAGUUCCUUCAACCGUUCCUUGUAAGGCUUGGUUUCCAGACCCUUGAUCAUUUUGGUUGCCAGAUUUCCAUACCACCCAACAAUCUCACUUUGAGUGGGACAUCAUGGAAUCACUUGCCUCUGCUGCCACUACUGUACUCUGGGAAGUGUUAUUUUUAUUUCGAAUCCUUCUUGUCAUUUUGUCCAAUUCUGCAUAGUCCAUUAAUUUCGUCUGCCAUUCUUCUUUCAUCAGAAUUUCUUCUUGUUUCUAUUUCUGAGCUAAUAAUACUCUUGCCGCAGUUGUUGCAUAUAAAAACAAUUUAACAUCUUGCUUAUUAAUGUCCUGACCUAUAAUACCAAGUAAAAAUGCUUCUGGUUUUUUUAAGAAUGUAUAUUUCAACAUCUUUUUCAUCUCAUUAUAUAUCAUUUCCCAGAAGUUCUUUACUUUUUUACAUUCCCACCACAUAUGAUAAAAUGUUCCUUCUUUUUCUUUACAUUUCCAACAUUUAUUAUUUGUCUUAUACAUUUUAGCUAAUUUCACUGGUGUAAUAUACCAUCUAUACAUCAUUUUCGUCAUAUUCUCUUUCAAAGCAUUACAGGCUGUAAAUUUUAUCCUUUCCUUCCACAACCUUUCCCAUUCUUCAAGCUGUAUAUUAUAUCCAAAGUCUUUUGCCCAAUGUAUCAUUACCGAUUUCACAUCCUCGUCUUUCAAAUGCCAUUCCAACAAUAUUUUAUACAUUUUAGACAUUAUUUUACAUUCAUUGUUUAAUAUUUCUAUUUCAAAUUUUGAUUUUUUUUAUCAUCAAAUCCUUUUUCCUUUAAAUCCUCUUUAUAUAUUUCAUUGACUUGACGAUAGUGCAACCAAUCAUUUACAUAUUCUUUAACCUCUUCAUAUGGUGGUGUUAGCAAACUUUCUCAGCAGGGGGCCGGUCCACUGUCCCUCAGACUUUGUGGGGGGCUGGACUAUAUAUUUUUUUUUGGGGGGUGAACAAAUUCCUAUGCCCCACAAAUAACCCAGAGCUGCAUUUUAAAUAAAAGGACACAUUCUACUCAUGUAAAAACAUGCUGAUUCCUGGACUGUCCGUGGGCCAGAUUUAGAAGGCAAUUGGGCCGGAUCUGGCCCACGGGCCUUAGUUUGCCUACCUAUGCAUCUUCUCCUAGGCCUUUGACUGAUUAAACAAUCUGUGGCCCUUUAAAUGUGUCAGGGAAUGUUUUUGUUGCUGCUGUUGUUAUGUCAUGUAUUUUAUGAAUUUAUAUUGUAAGCCACCCUGUGGACAGGUGGUUGGGUGGUUGGUUGGUUGGUUGGUUGGUUGGUAAAUACAUACAUACAUACAUACAUACAUACAUACAUACAUAUGUGGAAAUCGGUAUUCAUUUCUUCACAGGCUCUGCUUUGGAUUGCACCGACAACACUGGUGCGGAUGCCGUUGUUAGGAAGAGGGGACUAGCUAAGUCCCUGGCCACGAAGCCAGAGGUAGCUCCCACUGGCAGGUGAUGGGACUCUAGAAAGUGAGCCAUUUUGCUUCUCCUCAGCUGGCUGGCACAGGCCACGGGCAGCAGCUCAGUGUUUAAUUACUGGUACUGACUGUGAGUGAUUUGAGAUGGAAAAUGUCAGGUGCCGCAGACCGUUUCCCUUCUUCUUGGCCAUAUAAACAAGCUUUGUGGGAGGCAGUCCAGAGUGAGGACAGCACAUGAAUGGUGAUAGCGCAGAGUGCCAGCAACAAGUUUGAUGCGCAGAUGCCCCUGGGCUUGCAAAGAUCAUAUCAUGUGUCGUGAAGAUAUGGG